Cinclus cinclus is the source of this 5258-nucleotide messenger RNA. RefSeq names its product SR-related CTD associated factor 4 (gene SCAF4). The coding region runs from base 1713 to 4934 and encodes 1073 amino acids. Gene Ontology annotation, cellular component: nucleus. Gene Ontology annotation, molecular function: RNA polymerase II C-terminal domain phosphoserine binding; RNA binding. Lineage: Eukaryota; Metazoa; Chordata; Aves; Passeriformes; Cinclidae. Gene Ontology annotation, biological process: negative regulation of termination of RNA polymerase II transcription, poly(A)-coupled. The transcript is spliced from 21 exons. The record is from RefSeq and is a predicted model, not a curated record.
AGGGGAUGUCUCUCCUUUCAUCUGGAAAACUUGAAGCAUAGUUUACUGGUUAUAAAAGUUAGGAAUAAAGUUUUUUUAUAUUAUUUUUUUUUUCACAAUCUUGCUGCUGGAAGUAGAAUAAAGUCAGCUUUCCUGUUUUGUAAUCCCUUAUUUGUGUUGAGUAAUGCAUAUCACUCACUUAGCGCUGUGUCUCAGUAGUUAAUAUGUAUCCCUGAAACAAUUGAUACCCCACCUAAAUGUGCCCAGAGACAAACAGAUGAGAGGUCCUGGGGCUGUUUAUUUAUGGCUGGAACUGCACAUUCCUUCUUUGCUGUUUGCCCAUCCUCAGGGCACUGGGCAGCUGAAGUUUGGAUCUAGUGUGGCUGUUUUCUGCCAAAGGCAAGACUUCAUUUUGGCCAUUCUGUGACAACCUUCCCCUCCAUCCUGAGGAGCUAUAAAUAGAGGUUGGCAGGAUAUCCUUCCCAGUGGUUCUCCAGCAGUUCCUGGAGCUCAGGAUCCCCAGUGAGUCUCUAUGUGCACAGAAGAGGAGAAGGACACGACCACCAGCAUCUGGCUGGAGUCUCUUGUCUCUGCCCUGAACUUGUUUCCGGGAAUAUUGGAAGCUGUGGGGUUCUGGUAGAGGUUCCUGGUAAGAGAAGUAGUGAGACAAGCAGCUUUCCAGGAGAUGUGUUGGACAAAGAGCCCUGCCCUGACCCCGAAAGCUGCAUUUCCAAAGCACAUGAGUGGAAAACAAAACUCUGUUCUGUGCGCUCGCGUGACGUCAUUUUCGUACGAGUGUCUUUUGUGAAGAUGUUUCUCCCCAGCGAUUCGGGAUUUGUGAAUGGUCUUUCUAGGCCACAGAAGUAGCUUAGAUGAUGAAGUGCUGCUGAGCUUCAUUGCCUUGGGGUCAUAUCUGGACAAAUUCAAAUCUCACUUUAUUUUCCAAAGAAUGCAGCCUGACAGCUCUGGGUGUUACUGUGAUCUCUUACCUUCAGCAGCACCUAAUUCUCACUGUGCUUCCCAGCUGGUGGUCAAGCGUUUAAAACUUGCAUUGGUCCUCUGAGGUAUACAUCUUAGCAACAGAUCCUUCUCCUUCCCUUCAGGAAGAACGGGGGACCUGGGGAGGAAAGGAAGCAGUGACUUUUGUAGGGGAAGGCGAAUGAAUAGAGCUGACAGAAUUCCUUUUAGAGAUGUGGUCGUGCAUUAACGAUCAAGGUGUUUUGUUAACAAAACAGUGCAGUAUCUGUGCCCCUUGGUUGUGUCCUCCACCAUCCCUUUGUUUCUGUAUGGGAACAAGUAACCGCAGUUAUGUCUGGGUCGGGUGGUUUCUAAAUUCGUGAAUAAAAUACAUUCCAGAGGACAGAGAAUGUAUGUACAGAGUGCUGACUGUGCGUGGACCCUGCUUGGGGAAGGGUUGCUGGACACCUGAGGUAUGUUGGAAUGGUUGGGGGCGUGUUGGGCUGCUCUGCAAACUGGAGAAGGGGAGGUUGAACGAGGUGUCCUGACAACGACCUGGGUGCCUGAUACCCACACUAAUCACCAACCACGGUCUGGUUCAGUAGCUCCUGCUCCUCUGUGUGCAGCUGCUGUGCUCUGGGGUUUGUCUAGCGAGUGUGUAAAAUAGGCUCGUAGCUCUUCAUUUGUAAAUAAAGACACCUUUUUAUGGCACAGACACGUGAGCAAGAGGGCAAAGCCAAGGAAGUCACUUGGAGUCCUAAGAGCUCUUCUCACUGAUGGAGAUGAAGCCUCCUAUUUCCCGAGCUAAGAUGAUUCUCAUCACAAAAGCUGCCAUUAAAGCUAUUAAGCUCUACAAGCAUGUUGUCCAGAUUGUGGAGAAGUUUAUCAAAAAGUGCAAGCCGGAGUACAAAGUGCCGGGCUUGUACGUCAUCGACUCCAUCGUUCGGCAGUCCCGGCACCAGUUCGGAACGGACAAGGACGUUUUCGGGCCCAGGUUCUCCAAGAACAUUACUGCCACAUUCCAGUAUCUGUAUCUCUGCCCGUCUGAAGACAAGAGUAAAAUAGUUCGUGUCCUGAACCUCUGGCAGAAAAAUGGAGUAUUUAAAAUUGAAAUCAUUCAGCCUCUCUUGGAUAUGGCAGCAGGAACCAGUGCCGCUGCACCCAUGGCGGAGAAUGCUACUAACAAUGAAGGUUCGCCGCCCCCUCCGGCCAAGGUUCCCUCGGAGCCCCCGCAAGUGACGGCGAACUCCGUGCCCAGCGUGCCGCAGCUGCCCAGCUCCGAUGCCUUCGCAGCCGUGGCCCAGCUGUUCCAGACAACACAGGGACAGCAGCUCCAGCAAAUCCUGCAGACCUUCCAGCAGCCUCAGAAGCCCCAGUCACCGGUCAUAGACAACACUGUGAUGGCUCAGGUUCAAGCUAUUACUGCUCAGCUGAAAACCACAGCAGCACAGCCCCCAGAGCAGAAAGCUGCUUUCACAGCACCUGAGCAGAAAACAUCAUUUGACAAAAAGCUGCUAGAUCGGUUUGACUAUGAUGAUGAACCAGAAGCAGUGGAAGAUUCAAAGAAAGAAGAUUCAGCUCCUUCCCCUUCGGUGUCUCAGCCGCCUUUGACCUCUCUCUCAUUCAGUGCACAGGCUGGAUGGUGCUCAAUGCCGGGUGGGUUUCCAGGAGAAGGCAUGCAGCAGCCAGUAUUUCCUCAGCUCCCAAAUAUGGAUCCUUUUCAGCAGCGGAUGAUGGGAAUGCAGCAGGAUCCCAUGAGGCACCAGGUGCCGCUUCCUCCGAACGGGCAAAUGCCAGGCUUUGGUCUCCUGCCUACCCCCCAGUUCCCACCCAUGGCUCAGCCAGUGAUGCCUCCAGCGGCUCCAGUGCAGCCAACCUUCCAGUCUCCCUUCCCAGUCCAGGCUGAAGCACACCUGCAGAAACCACACCAGCAGGAUAUGGAAGUGGAACAGCCGCCCGUUCAGGAGGGGAAACGGCAUGUUUCUGACAGUAGGAAAUCAAGAUCUCGAUCCGCAUCAAGGUCCCCCAAGAGGAGACGCUCCCGCUCGGGCUCCCGCUCCCGGCGCUCGCGGCACCGCCGAUCCCGCUCGCGCUCCCGGGACCGGCGCCGGCACUCGCCCAAGUCCCGCUCCCAGGAGCGGCGCGAGCGCGAGCGGGACAGGGAGCGCCGCUCCAAGGGCCUGCCCCAGAUCAAGGCAGAGACCGUCAGUGUUUGCAGUACCACGCUCUGGGUAGGACAGCUCGACAAAAGGACGACUCAGCAGGAUGUGGGAAGUCUCUUGGAGGAGUUUGGCCCCAUUGAGUCGAUCAAUAUGAUACCGCCCAGAGGAUGUGCCUACAUUGUCAUGGUGCACAGACAAGAUGCCAACAGAGCCCUCCAGAAACUGAGCCGAGGCAACUUCAAAGUCAACCAGAAAUCCAUCAAGAUUGCCUGGGCCCUGAAUAAAGGAAUAAAGCCAGACUACAAGCAGUAUUGGGAUGUAGAAUUGGGUGUGACUUACAUACCAUGGGACAAAGUCAAACCUGAAGAUCUUGAAAGUUUCUGUGAAGGAGGAAUGCUGGACAACGAGACCCUUAGUCCAGAGUGGAAGGGAAUUCCCAAGAAGUCUGAGAACGAAGUGGCUCAGAACGGAGGUGCAGAAGCUGCGCACAAUGAACCAGUGUCACCUAUUCCCAAAGCUUUACCUGUCCCAAUUCCCGUUCCCAUGCCUGCACCGAUAACAGUACCUCCUCCACAGGUCCCCCCCCAUCCAUCAGGGCCUCCCGUGGUUGGUGCACUCCAGCCCCCUGCUUUCACAGCACCUUUAGGGAUCCCCCCUCCUGGAUUUGCCCCCGGGGUGCCGCCACCACCACCGCCUCCAUUCCUCCGGCCCGGCUUCAACCCUCUGCAUUUGCCUCCAGGAUUCCUUCCUCCUGGGCCACCGCCUCCCAUAACUCCUCCGGUCUCUGUCCCGCACACUCCGGCGGUGAACAUCCCAAACUCUACAGCAACUGGUGGGAGCGAGGACACUACCAAGGAGUCGUCUGUAGGAAAUCCCAUCCCAACAGUAGUUUCUGGAGGCAGAGGGACUGCUGAAAGUACUGACACUUCCAAAAUCUACGGCACUGUUCCACCUCCUGUAGCCCCUACCAAUGUCCCUGCUCCCGUCACCCAGGCUGUUCCACUCCUUGGCACCCAGGGCGUGGCCCCGCCGCCUCCCGCGCCCGUGGUGGGGCUGCAGACUCCGUCCACGGGGCUGCUGGGCGCCCGGCCCGGGCUGAUCCCGCUGCAGCGCCCGCCGGGAAUGCCGCCGCCGCCGCCGCUGCCGCGCUUCCCCAUGAUGCCGCCGCGCCACAUGCCGCCGCACAUGAUGCACAGGGGGCCCCCGCCGGGCCCCGGCGGCUUCGGGAUGCCUCCCCCGCACGGAAUGAAAACCCCCUUUCCUCCGCCCGGCCACUUCGUGCGGCCCGGCGGCGGCGGCCAGGGCGGCGGGCCCGAGGAGAACAGGGACGGGCGGCAGUUCAGGAACGACAGGCAGUUCACGCCCGGCAGGGAGCAGGAGCGGUUCGGGAGGAGAUCCUUCGGGAGCCGGGCGGAGAACGACCGGGAGCGCUACGGCGGCCGCGACGAGCGGGAGCACGAGCGGCCCGGCGGGCGCGACAGGCGAGACUGGGGACGGCGGAGCCCCGAGCGCGACCGGCACCGGGACUCGGAGGACAGGAACAGGCGCUCCGGCGGCCACCGAGACAGGGAGAGGGAUUCCAGGGAUCGGGAGUCUCGCAGAGACAAAGAAGAAACGCGCGGCAAGGAGAAGCCGGAGGCGACAGACAGGGCGGAGGGCGACAAAAACCACGAGCCCCACGGCGGCGGCGGCGGCAAAACGGAGGGCGCGGAACUCGUUUGCGAACUGGCCGCGGGAGAAGCGGAGCCCGUGGGUGCGAAAGCCGCGCCGGAGUCGGUGCCGGAGGCUACCUCAUCCCUGGAACAGGCGGACAAGGACACGGGCUCGGCGGGCUAGGGCCGCAGCCCGGCUCGGAGCGCGGAGCUCGACUUGUACAGUGCUGUAAAUCCGCUUCCUUCCGCCCCCCGACGCGGGGCGCCGCGAGCAAUUUGAUUGCUUCCCUUCUAUUUAAAAUAGCCACAACGUAACAUAAAAUACUGAAGAGAUGAUUAAAAUAUUACCCGUUUUUGCUGUAACUUUUUUAAAGUUUUGACUUUAAAAAGUUUACGAAUCAGAAGUAGAAGUGCUUUCUAUUUUUUUUUUAAUUUAAGAAAAGGUAACGGUGAAAGCUCCUCAAAACAAUAGGGAUGUGUUUUUAAUAAACUCUAUUUUCGUAACAAA